Molossus molossus (Pallas's mastiff bat) is the source of this 4274-nucleotide messenger RNA. RefSeq names its product Rap1 GTPase-GDP dissociation stimulator 1 (gene RAP1GDS1). Gene Ontology annotation, biological process: positive regulation of GTPase activity. Gene Ontology annotation, cellular component: cytosol. Gene Ontology annotation, molecular function: guanyl-nucleotide exchange factor activity; protein binding. Lineage: Eukaryota; Metazoa; Chordata; Mammalia; Chiroptera; Molossidae. The transcript is spliced from 15 exons. The coding region runs from base 868 to 2586 and encodes 572 amino acids. The record is from RefSeq and is a predicted model, not a curated record.
CAGAUAAUCUCAGUGAUACCUUGAAGAAGCUGAAGAUAACAGCUGUUGACAGAACUGAGGAUAGUUUAGAAGGAUGCUUGGAUUGUCUGCUUCAAGCCCUGGCUCAAAAUAAUAUGAGAAGAAACCCUGAAGUAAGAAAUUCAGAAACUUCGAACCCAAGUGGGUAAAUACCAGGAAGAUGUGACCUAAGACUUGACUAGAAGAAAUGGAAGCAAAAGAUAGGAUUAUUUUAGAAAUUAAGACUAAAUUCCAAAAUUCCAAGGAAGAAUAGAGGUGGCUGAAAAUUUAGUAAGUAACAUUGAAGAAAAUGGGCAGAAGAAUGAAGACAAAAUAAAGGAUCAGUGAACAAAUGAUUGAAAUAGAUGAUAGGCAAAAAGAUCCAACAUACAUGUAAUUGGAGUUCUUAAGGAGAAAAAAAAAUGAAACCGCUAAUACUUUAACCUAUGAAUUUUUCUGAAAUAAUGAAAGACCAGAAUCUGCCUGUUGAAAGGGCCCACCAUGCACCUGCUAAAAUUGACCUGGAAUGGUCAACUCAAAGAAAUAGUUGUAAAACUUAGAUUUAAAGGUAAAAAUAAGUACGAAGAAAAAAUGCUCUGGGUCUACAUGCUAAAAGAUCAAGUUAUUUAAAAGGAAAGAAAAUCAGAUUGGUAUCAGACUUCUCAUCAGUAAUAUAUAAAGCAAUUCAGUGUUGGAGCGUAUUUUCAGUAAACUCAAGGAAUAAGAAAUUUCACAUUGACUCAUAGUGCUCAGUAAAUAUCAACUAUAAUAAAUACUCAAAUCUGGAAGAACCUAGGAACACUAUGCUCAUCAGAGUUCCAGAGGAAUCUGCUAAACUCAUGUUGUCAAGUAUAGCAUCCAUUCCCUGACAUGGCUGAUAUGGAAACAAGUGAAAAAAUCCAAGGAAGUGGAAUACUUCAGCUGUUUGCAAGUCUGUUGAUUCCACAGUCUCCCUGCACAGCCAAAGUAGCUAACAUCAUAGCCGAAGUAGCCAAAAAUGAAUUUAUGCGUAUUCCAUGUGUGGAUGCUGGAUUGAUUUCACCACUGGUGCAGCUACUAAAUAGCAAAGACCAGGAAGUGCUGCUUCAAACGGGCAGGGCUCUAGGAAACAUAUGUUAUGAUAGCCAUGAGGGCAGAAGUGCAGUUGACCAAGCAGGUGGUGCACAGAUUGUAAUUGACCAUUUAAGGUCACUGUGCAGUAUAACUGAUCCCGCCAAUGAGAAGCUCUUGACUGUCUUUUGUGGCAUGCUGAUGAACUAUAGCAAUGAGAAUGAUUCCCUUCAAGCUCAGCUUAUCAAUAUGGGUGUUAUUCCUACCUUAGUGAAAUUACUGGGCAUCCACUGCCAAAAUGCAGCCCUUACAGAAAUGUGUCUUGUUGCAUUCGGCAAUUUAGCUGAACUUGAGUCCAGUAAAGAACAGUUUGCCAGUACAAACAUUGCUGAAGAGCUGGUAAAACUCUUCAGGAAACAGAUAGAACAUGAUAAGAGGGAAAUGAUUUUUGAAGUUCUUGCUCCAUUGGCAGAAAAUGAUGCUAUUAAACUGCAGCUGGUUGAAGCAGGCUUGGUAGAAUGUCUACUAGAGAUUGUUCAACAGAAAGUGGAUAGUGACAAAGAGGAUGAUAUUGCUGAGCUCAAAACCGCUUCAGAUCUAAUGGUUUUAUUACUUCUUGGAGAUGAAUCCAUGCAGAAAUUAUUUGAAGGAGGGAAAGGUAAUGUGUUUCAAAGGGUACUGUCCUGGAUUCCAUCAAAUAACCACCAACUACAGCUUGCUGGAGCAUUGGCAAUUGCAAAUUUUGCCAGAAAUGAUGGAAAUUGUAUCCAUAUGGUAGACAAUGGAAUUGUAGAAAAACUUACGGAUUUACUGGACAGACAUGUAGAAGAUGGAAAUGUAACAGUACAGCAUGCAGCACUAAGUGCCCUCAGAAACCUGGCCAUUCCAGUUGUAAAUAAAGCAAAGAUGUUAUCCGCUGGGGUCACAGAGGCAGUUUUGAAAUUCCUUAAAUCUGAAAUGCCCCCGGUUCAGUUCAAACUUCUGGGGACAUUAAGAAUGUUAAUAGAUGCACAAGCAGAAGCUGCUGAACAACUGGGAAAGAAUGUUAAGUUAGUGGAGCGUUUGGUGGAAUGGUGUGAAGCCAAAGAUCAUGCUGGUGUAAUGGGGGAGUCAAACAGACUACUCUCUGCCCUCAUACGACACAGUAAAUCAAAAGAUGUAAUUAAAACCAUUGUACAGAGUGGUGGCAUCAAGCAUCUAGUUACCAUGGCAACUAGUGAACAUGUAAUAAUGCAGAAUGAAGCCCUUGUUGCUUUGGCACUAAUAGCAGCUUUAGAAUUGGGCACUGCUGAGAAAGAUCUAGAAAGCACUAAACUUGUACAGAUUUUACACAAACUGCUAGCAGAUGAGAGAAGUGCUCCUGAAAUCAAAUAUAAUUCUAUGGUUCUGAUCUGUGCUCUCAUGGGAUCCGAAUCUCUACACAAGGAAGUACAGGAUUUGGCCUUUCUAGAUGUUGUAUCCAAACUUCGCAGUCAUGAGAACAAAAGUGUUGCCCAGCAGGCCUCUCUCACAGAGCAGAGACUUACUGUGGAAAGCUGAGACCUGCCCUCCCUGAUACAUGGCAUCCUCCUCAUCUGGUUUCCCUUUGUCCUCCAUCCAGCUGCCUCUUCUGCUCCAUUCUCUUCCAUAUCACUCGUGCAUGCGUGUAAUGUUUCAAUACUAAUUGAAGAAUUCUGUAGGUACCUGCCCAAUAAGAUUUCUAAACCCAUAGUUAGUGUGAACACGAAUUUGUCAAAAACAAGUCUCCACCCAUAACUGUUCUCUUGUAUUCCUGUUGCUUGAGCUACAUUAAGUAGAAUGUGCAUGUUAUAGUCCUAUGAUGAUGUUAACUUGGUACUACAUAAUGACUUGCUCCUCACACUUGGCAAACUAUAUAAUAAUGUACUGGUAAAUUAGAAAGAAGCAAGAAUGCAGCAGGAUCUGUCUAGCUUAUUAGAGAUGAUAUUGAAUAGUAAAAAUAGCUCCAUUUUUUGGUGCUUGGUAAGCACAGUGACCAAAAAACUGUAUGGCUGUUCAUUCAUUAGUCUUACCUACUAAUGUCAAACUCAUGGUACCUAGAGUUAAAUAAAAUCCAGUGCUCUCACUCUUUACCCUAUGGUUUCUCCUUCUUCCUAACUAUGUAGACUCUGGAAACUUUCAGAAACUUGGCAGAACUUACGCGGGUUUUAAUUUCAUGUAUAAAUGGCUAUCCUCAGUAGUAGCCUGAUGUUGAAAACAUUGGUAGUUUUCAGCAUGAAACUAAGGGAUUGAAGAAUCUAUUACACUAGUACAUCUUGGUUUUGGGGGGGAGCUGUAUUUUAGAUUCUGCUUAUAUGUAUAGUUUCACCUCAGAACUUUUUCCAUCAGUGAAUCAGGGUUAUCCAACACUUGUCUUUAAAAGUCACUUUGGCAUUUGUUUUCAAGAAAAUUGAGUAUAGCUUAUUGGAGACUGGAUUUUUUUUUUCCUGUUUUUCAUCAUUCAGCUCAAAAGCAAGAGGUUUCUUCUCAUAGCCCUUUUAAAUCUUAUAUUAGAACUAACAGGACAUGGGGGGGAAAUUAAGAAAUAACUUUGUCUAGACUCAAGAAAGGAAGCAAGUUAUAAAGCCAUAGUAGCCAGUCCAGUUCAUUCUGCAGACGUUCUCGUCCCAGUGGGGUUAGAGUUUCCUGCCUGCACGUCCCACAGAGAACUGCAGCCGAUCUUACAGGCUCUCAGAAAAGGUGACAGCGCGGACUCUGGACAGGAGCAACCCUCCUUGGAGACACACUGUACUCUUCACUGCCACUUCUACCACCAAAUGAAUUUUUAGAGCUUUGAAACACAGUCUUUGUAAAUUAAUUCAAAACAUCCUGUGACUUACCUGCCUUCUCCCCAUGCCCAAGUUUGACCAGCACUGGCUGAAAGUAGAAUGAGUUCCAGUACGGAAGGACUGCAGGACAGAAUGGGCAGCCAGGAGUACAGAGGCGCCCUCCUGUCCAACGUGAGAUGGUGCACAUCUCUAGGGUGAUCGAAGUGGGAUCACUGACUCUGAAAUAGCUAUAAUUCAAGGAAGUUAAAACCCCAAAUGGAGGUAAAGAACCCUUUGACUGAUUAUUCCCUUUGGUGCCCAAGAAAGGGACUGUUACAUGCUCCACUUGCCAUAAGAAUGAUUUUGUCUUCUCCUGGGCUGGAUAGUGGACUAUAUUUUAUUAUAGUUUUGAAAGACAUCUGUAAUGUUGCAUAAUAGACUGUCCAUAUUAAUAACUAAAUA